Messenger RNA from Aspergillus chevalieri, 3789 nucleotides. It is a transcript of the gene nrps6, whose product is annotated as putative nonribosomal peptide synthase. Lineage: Eukaryota; Fungi; Ascomycota; Eurotiomycetes; Eurotiales; Aspergillaceae. Gene Ontology annotation, biological process: secondary metabolite biosynthetic process; amino acid activation for nonribosomal peptide biosynthetic process. The record is from RefSeq and is a predicted model, not a curated record. Gene Ontology annotation, cellular component: cytoplasm. The transcript has a single exon. Gene Ontology annotation, molecular function: catalytic activity; phosphopantetheine binding. Bases 1 to 3789 code for a protein of 1262 amino acids.
AUGGUCGAUUUGAAAGAUUUUAAGCCGUCAACGUUUCCAAGAUUGCCGCAUGAUGGCUACAAAGUUUCGACGACAGAGAGGAUCCACCUGACAAUCGCAAGUCACAAGGAUGAUGGCGGCGUAAUCAACGCGGUUCUGAUCUUAGCGGUGGCGUGGGGAACAGUGCUGGCUAGUUAUACAGAUUCGGACGAUGUUCUGUUUGGUCUCGCGCAGUCGCAAUCGGCUGUGCGGCCAUGCCCUUUGAGGCUUCAACGCGAGGAACCAGUUACGGCGGCAUUGAACCAGGCGAUAGAAAUCACCAACGAGUCCAACAGAAAGCUAGAUGGGUUCCAGAAUGUUUUGAUUAUUCAGAAUGAUGGCGGUCGAAGUUCUGAUGAGAGCGAGAUUCCAUUUCCCCUCGCAAUAAUCUGUCACAUUCGAAAAGAAGAGACGCAGAUCCAGGCCAUAUUCGACAGCAAGCUUCUCAUACGAGAGACAGUUGAAAUCAUGUUGUUCCAACUGCGUCACGUUUUCAUUCGUAUUAUACAAAAUCCUCAGACGCCUCUGGCUGAGCUACAAGGGACAGGUCCCGAAGGCCUCGAAAAGAUCCUCCACUGGAACACAGCGACAGCUCCUCAGCGCAAUGAAAUACUAUGCCAUCGUCUCAUUGAGCAACGCUGUGAAGAACAGCCAUCCGCACCUGCGGUCUGUGCUUGGGAUGGCAUGCUCACUUACGCCGAGUUGGGUGUACAAGCGUCCAGACUAGCCAGUCGCUUGGUUAAAGCUGGAAUCGGGCCAAAUCGAUUUGUCGGCCUGCUCAUGGAAAAGUCUAUGUGGACGACCGUCGGGAUCUUGGCUGUGAUGAAAGCUGGGGGAGCGUUGACCUUGAUGGAUGCCUCACAGCCCGUGCAGCGUCUGGCCCUGAUGUGCCGCAAGGCCCAACCGCGGGUGCUGCUGGUGUCGCCCAAGCACAAUGCAGUCGCGGAAGAGCUCGAGGUCCCGGUUUUGAUGGUACCUGGUAAUCAAGAGCAGGAUGAAAUCCCGUUUACCACAGCCAAUUCACAGAUUAAGACCGUCCGACCUUACAACAAUCUCUACGCUGGAUUCACGUCCGGCUCCACAGGCGAGCCCAAGGGGUUCGUGAUGGAUCAUACGGCGUUUUGCAGCGGUCUCGAUGCUUAUUGCGAACAAUCCGGCUUGACAUCUCAAUCGCGCGUGUUCCAAUUCGCCUCUCAUGCUUUCAUUAUCAGUCUGACAGACCAAAUCGCUCCUCUUACCCAGGGCGCCUGUAUCUGUCUGCCAUCCGAAGACCAAUUGCAGAACGACUUGGCCGGUGCAAUCCGUGACCUCAAUGCAAAUUGGGCCAAGCUAACGCCAUCUGUCCUUCGCCUUCUGGAACCUGCAGAUAUCCCUGGACUACAGACCUUGAUCACCGUGGGUGAACCUAUGGGUGCAGCCGAGGUAACCAAAUGGCAACGAAGUGGUAUCUCCCUUCUCUCAUUAUACGGACUUUCCGAGAACUCCAAAGGUGGCAUGUUCACCAGUCGCGAUGACUCAAGCUGCGAUAGUUGUAAGUUCAACCGGCCAUUCUGUGCCACGCCUUGGAUAGUCAGUCGUCACGAUCCGAAUAUCCUCAUGCCCGUUGGUGCUGAAGGAGAGAUGCUUUUCGAAGGGCCCUGCGUGAGCAAGGGGUACAUAGAUAACGAGGAGCAAAAUCGUAUGACAUUUGUGGAGGAUCCCGCUUGGCUCAAGCAGAUCCGCUCGGAUGGUCGUGGCAGGUUCCUGCGGACUGGCGAUCUUGUCAGAUACAAUCCAAAGAACGGAACUUUAAACUUGCUUGGCCGUAAGGGAACACGGAUCAAGAUCCGCGGCCAACGCGUCGAGCUCUCUGAGAUUGAAUACCAUUUGCAUACGCAAUUUGACAACACCAAAGAGCCAGCUGUAGUAGAGGUGGUUGUUCCAUCUGACGACUCGCAGCGCGAUCCAAUUCUGGUUGCCUUUGUGCCUGUGGAGAAACCUGGGCCAUCACUGCAAGAACACAGCCGACUCGAAAACCUUUUUGUCCGUCCUAGCAAGCAAUUCCGCCAAAGGGCACAAACUACCUUGCUGAACCUCAGCAAAGUUCUUCCCAGUUUUAUGGUUCCAUCAGCCAUCGUUGCGACUACAGCUCUACCACGGACGCCUACUGGCAAGCUGCAUCGACGAAUGCUGCGCGAGAAAGCAUCGAAGCUAUGCCGCAGAGAUCUCCUCGCGUAUACUUCUAACGAGACUGCCCACCAAGAUCCUAUCACGAAACAGGAAACCAUUCUCCAACAAGUUUGUACUGAAGUGCUUGGGCUCCCGCUGGACGCCGUUGGAAUGCAAGCCAACUUCUUGGACCUUGGGGGCAACUCAAUCCUUGCCCGCCAAUUAGUAACGCAAGUCCGUAAGAGCGAUUUGCACAUUACCGUGGCUGAUGUGCUCCGGCAGCCAUCUCUGUCUAAGCUUGCAUUGUGUGAUAAAAGCAGCAGUGACAGCGCAGCUUUAGCGCUAGACGAUGUCGCCACGGACCCAUUCGCAGACUUACGAACUGACCUUCUCUCCAAUCUCCCGGCGUCCUGGGACGCUGAAGAUAUUGAGGACGUUCUUCCGACGCAUGAGGAGCAGGAGUACAUGGCGGCAUGGCCUGAACUUGACUAUCAUCUGUUUGAGUUAACAGGCCCUGUUGACGCAGACCGGCUCCAUCGCGCGUGUCAAGCCCUUGUCACGAACCAUACCAUUUUGCGUUCCGUAUUUAUCCCAUUUCGUGACACAAUGCUCCAGGUUGUUCUGCGCCAUGUAAAUGCUUCCUUUUCUGCUUACGCCUCGAUGGACCAAGACGCGCUGAGCUGUGCUCUUGCCUACCGCGAGGCAGAUCUGCAGCAGCCACAUCGCGCUGAUAAGCCCAAACUGGAGUUCAAACUAAUUCAAGAUGCACCAGAGCAUUUUAUCUUGCAUUUUCGGAUUCUCCAUGCCCAGUACGAUGCGGUCUGCCUUCCAAGAAUGCUAUCCGACCUCUGGACUGCUUACGAUGGCCGGGACAUCGACGUUGUAUCCGAUUAUUCCGAUUACGCUCGUGAGUGUUCCCGGCAGAGAAAACCCGCCGCGUACCACUUCUGGCAAGACCUUCUCAAAGACUCCAAGAUCACACCGGCUCCGGUCGGGGAGGUGCCAGUACCAGACGAGCAACGAAUAGCCUUUGAAGUGGAUAUGCCUCUCGUCACACCCCCGUCUGGGAUAACCAUGGCCACUGUGAUCAAAGCUGCAUGGGCAAUUGUCCUGAAGGAGUUCACUGAAACCACAGAUGAUCUUGUUUUUGGUCAGUUUGUCAAUACCCGCAACCUGUCGCUGCCCGGAAUCGAUGACAUAGUCGGUCCAUGUUUCAAUGUGAUCCCGGUACGGGUUCCGCGGACCAUGUUAUCACGCUCUAUAUACGAUCUGCUUCAGACAAUCCAGUCUCAGCACGCGGAAUGCAUUGAUUUUGAGACUAUUGGCUGGAGGGACAUGUUCCAAAGGCCGGGAGAUCCCACCGCCGAUCUCCCUGGUUCGGUGGUUAAAUUCCAGAACUUCAACCCCGAACCGGAACGACAUAUAGGCCAGCUGCACUGUCGAAAGCUGCCCCAUAUGUACUUUAAAAUCCCACCAUUCAAGACAGUCUAUCUGAUUGUGUAUCCCAGACCGACGAAGAUUAUAUUGGCUUUGAAGUCGUCGAAUGCGAUGCUCCGGAAAGAGGAGUCGGAGAAAGUGUUGGACCGACUCCGGCAGGUGAUGCAAGAGAUAUGCAGUACAUAG